GAGCUCAGGGCUGCAGCGGUGCCGGUAUUAACCGCGGAGUGGGUGAGGGCUGCACUGAGGCCGGUACCGGUGCAGGAGGGGUUGUUCCAGAGCUGACGAGCGGCUGGGACCAGGGGUUUGGGGUUGGCCACUGCGUCCAGCCACCCGUGGGUCCCCUCUGGGGGGAAGGAUUGGGGUUUGAAUGGUGGUUGUGGGGCACUGGAGGCCUCCAGGAAAACCGGGAGGAGUUGUGGAGUCGUUCACCACCCUGGGAACCCUCUUCCCUCCUGCUGCUCGACCCUCCUUUUGCAGAUUUUCCACUCAUCCAGGUGGUUUCUACUUGGAAAACCUUAUUCGUGGGCAUUCUCCUCACUACAGCUCGUUAAAAAUGCAAAUUAAGGGGCUUUUUAAUUAAACUGCUCUCUCAGGGAUUGAAAGCCCCACAAAGGCGUGAGGACACAGAGGUUAAACUGAAUCCCUUAUUAGGAGGGACGCAAAAAGUGAGGAAACAUCCAUGCUGAGGGAAAAUGGGUGUUAAAAUCUGACAUGGUUUGGUGUUACUCGUCUGGUUUGAGUGACUUGGAAUGGUUUAAUGUUGUUAACCUGGUUGCAGCGCUCUUAAACUGUGUCCUGAUAUCACGACUUGGUUGUUUGUUCUAAGCGUUGCAUCUCCUCAUCGGCUUAAAACUUACCAUAAGCUGGCUGCCCCUCCCCAAUAAUGUGGAUAACUGCGGAGGGCGUGUUUGCUAUCUCCAAAAUUCACCUUUCUGGAGGCUGGUGAGGUUUUUGUGCUGGGCUGGGAUGAAAACCUUGGGCAGCCGCGCGUCAAAUCCUGCCAUAACCUGUAGCAGAACGCAGGGAAAGGCGCCGCAUACCAGGGUGUUGCUGCUCCGGAGGUGUGUUUGCUUGGUGUGUUAACUGAGUAGGGAGUCAUUUAUUAUCGCCAAAGUCCCUGAGGCGUGGAUUAACUGCAUGCCCUGCUGAAUGUCCCCCAGGCGGGAGAGCCGACACCUUGCCGCACCUCAGGUGCAACCAUGUACAGCAAGGUGUAGGCUGGAGGUUCUCUUACGUUGAAGUGGGGGCUGUAGGUUCCCUAAUGCCCAGUGGUGCUCCGGUGCAACCAUGUACAGCGAGGUGUGGGCUGUGGGUUCUCUAGUGCCCAGCCACGCUCAGAUACAACGGUGUACGGUGAAGUGUGGGCUGUAGGUUCUCUAUCACCCAACACACUCAGGUGCAGCCAUGUACUGCGAGAUGUGGGCUGUAGGUUCUCUAGUGCCCAGCCGUGCUCAGGUGCAACCAUGUACAACGAGGUGUGGGCUGUAGGUUCUCUUAGUGCCCAGCCACACUUAGGGUUGCUCUUGCAACACUCUCACCGGUUCAUUGUUGCUGAAUGCGUGUGCAUGGAGCUCGGCCAGAUGGUGCUUUGUGCCUUCUGACCAAGCCUAAGGCUCUUUUCAGCUGCCAGGUAAUGCAUUAUUGCUCCUGACAUUCAAACCGCUAAUCCACUUUAUAUUAUUUCAUUUGCAAGCUAAAGCUACGCCGCUGCCUGCUAGAUAAAAAUGCAAAUGCAUCCGCCAGGCUUUUCAUUUCAGUGACGGGCUGUUAUUUAGCGCAGGGAAGAGUUUGCAGAGGAAAAAUGAGUUGGGCAUCGUAGCUCCGCGGGCGCUUUGUACAAGAAGUGCACUCUGACCACCUUAGAGGAAGACUUGGAGCUGUGCUAGUGAUGUGGGAAGUUGUCUUUCACUUUUAAAACUGCUGUCUGAUUCUGCCAAUCUCCCAAGGUCGGGGCUUGAACCCUGCCAGAUAAAGCCCAAAACGCCCCCCUCUUUUCCCAGCCAUGCAAACUGCGGGAUGAAGCUGGAAGCUGUGGUCGAGCAGCUGCAGAAGCAGCAGCAGAAGCAGCAAACGCCUCUGCAGAUGGAUUCCAGAGAGAGACAGCAGAGGCAGAUGAGAGAAGCCCAGCUGCUCUACACCCAGCAGCUGGCCGUGCAGCAGGCUGUCCUAGCAGCCACAUCUGGCAGGGCUUCGGGCGGCUCUGCUGUUGGUCCCUUGGCCAGAGGCCCGCCUGCUGCUGGAGCUACACGGGCUUUUGAUCAGAGCAGUAUGAAUUCUGAGCCAGAAGAGGAAGAGGAGGAUGAAGAAGAGGAGGAAGAUGAGGAGGAUGAGGAGGAAGAAGGGGGUUUGGAAGGUGGUGAUCUUGAGGAUGGCGCUGAUGUGACUGGAAAAGAAUCCUGCUCUACUCUGAAAUAUUUUCAUCCUCCCAAAGUUGCCCAUCAUAACCAAAGAGUGGCCUCGAGCUCUAAUCCUCUUCCUGCUUCGGGGCAUCAUCGGGGACAGCAGAGCAAAGAAGAACAGGGUAAAGACACUACUAAGCAACCAUAUUCCAGUUCACCGUCUGGACGCCAGAGCUGGCGGUUGGAUGAGCAGCUCAAACAGAACGGCAGCGUGACCUGGAGCGAUGAAGGUGAUGGAUGCCGAGGAAGAGAAAUUUCACGAGACUUCGCCAAGCUCUACGAACUGGAUAGUGACCCUGAACGGAAAGAGUUCCUGGAUGACCUCUUCAUCUUCAUGCAGAAGAGAGGAACUCCCAUCAAUCGGAUCCCCAUCAUGGCAAAGCAGAUCCUGGACCUCUACAUGCUGUACAAACUGGUGACUGAGAAGGGAGGGCUAGUGGAAAUCAUCAACAAGAAGAUCUGGCGGGAGAUCACCAAAGGCCUUAAUCUGCCCACCUCCAUCACCAGUGCCGCGUUCACGCUUCGCACCCAGUAUAUGAAGUACCUGUAUGCCUACGAAUGUGAGAAGAAAUCCCUUAGUUCUCCUGCUGAACUUCAGGCCGCAAUCGAUGGCAACCGACGGGAAGGCAGGCGACCCAGCUACAGCUCCUCUUUGUUCAGCUACUCGCCCACCACUACGGGGCCUCCUUCCCUCCUAUCUUCCCCAAAGAUCCGCUUUCCCAUCAUCGGCGUUGCUCCAGGCAGUGGUACCAGCAAUCCUCGGGUGUCUCCAGCAGCAACAGUCAGAAAAGGUGACGGUGUGCCCUUGACUGUGUCCAUGCCAAAUCGUAUUGCUGUGCCAGUGACCUUGGCUAGCCAGCAGGCAACUGUGGCAGCAAGAACAGCCACCCUAGAGCAGCUGAGAGAGAGGCUGGAGUCGGGAGAGCCUCCGGAGAAAAAAGUCUCACGGAUGAGCGAGGAGGAGCAGCGGCUUGUCCAGCAAGCUCUUCAGCGCAACCUCUUCAGCAUGGCACGGCAGAUCCCCAUGAAGAUCAAAAUCAAUGGCAAGGAAGAUAAACCAGACUCGGCGACGGCAGCAGCACUGAAUUUGUCACCUAAUGGCAUUGGGAGUAUUAACAUGUCGGUGGAGAUUAACGGCACAAUUUAUGCUGGAGUGCUCUUUGCGCAGAAGCCAGUCGUCCAUCUCAUUGCAGGCUCCAGCACCCAAAGUUCCUGCAGCAGCAGCAGCAGCUCCCACUGCUCUCCCAGCCCUACCUCAUCCCGGGGAACGCCCAGCGCAGAGCCCUCCACCAGCUGGUCUCUCUGAUGGUCGGCCGAGCCUGCUGUCUCUCACACUGGCCCCCGGCAGCUCUUCCUCUCUGCUCUCCGCAGGGAGAGAGCCGGGAAGGAGUCGCACAGAUUACCUCAUCUCAAGGAACCUGCUUUUGUGGUUGGCCAAUGGCAAGAUGAUGAUGCUGAAUCCUUUCCAUGCCAGCGAGUUUUUCUUCAUCAUCUGUUUGUCGAGCCUUUUUUCUUUGUUCUCCCCUUUCUUCCUCCCUUUUGCUUUUUGUUUUCUUCCUCCUCCUCUCAGGGUUUGCUGUGUUCCUGUUGGGGGGUGGGAAAUGAAGGGGGAGGGGGCACGCCUGGCGUUUUUCAAUCAGGGAUCGUCUCUAGGAGCUGCGGGUUGAGAGAUGGCUGAAACGUCACCAAGGCAGGUGGAAAGAGCUGGAGCUGGGGCAGGGAAAAGGGGGUUCUCCUUGAACCACGAGGACUCUUCCCACAAAACAACUCAGUGUAUUGACAAUCCUAAAGCCAGCGGGGUGCCUUGCCCCUGUCCUCCCGCGGCUUGUGCUGCAGAAGGCCGGUGGCUGCAGAGCAGGUGAGCUUCCUCACCUUUCUCCGGGCCCUGUUGUGUGUCCUCCCCUAGAACAUGUGCUCUUGGCUUGGGAGCCUCCUUCCCCCUCUCCGAGGUCUUGGCAAGAGUGGAAGGACUUUCUCACCACUACUUUGGCUCACAGACACAUCAAAAACCUUUUGAUUGGCUGCUUGUUCUCCUGGCUGGUGCUGGCCUCUUCCCUCCUGUUGCCUUCUUCAGGCUUUCAGCCCAGUUUUAGAUGCCCUUGACCUUUUUCUCCCAUUAUGGAACUCAUCCCUCUGACAUUCACCCUGACAGCCUAAACUUAUUGGGGCUCACUGGUGUGAUCCUCAGCUGUGAUCCUUGGCACAAAAGGGCUGGUGUUGAGGUUGCUGUAGGCUUCCUGGAGGGGCUUCCUUCUCACUAAGUGUCUUUCAGUAGCACCUGGAAGCUGAGUAAAGAGAAGGUGAAGCUUGAAGUCUGCAUCAGUGGGCUCUGUAGGUAUUGCGGUUAACGUGACCCAUGUGUGUCUUCAUCGAUCUCUGAACAAGCCUACAGAUACCCAGUGCCCUUCAAAUUAUAUGUGAGCAAAAAGAAAGUGGUUCUCGGUUGAGUAAGAGCUUUUGCUGUCCUGGGUGGAAGCAGAGAAAAGGAAAUCAAGCCCUUUCUUGCCCUUUCCCCUUAAACUUCCAGCUGAAAGGAAGCAAAAGCCAGCUCCCCUUGUCUCUGGAGCCAACCCAGCUGAGUAAGUGACUCCAGGAGCUCAGCUCCUGCUCAGGUGGUGGCCUCCUGUCCCCUCUUGUCUCCUGGCCUUUCCCCAGCCUGGAGAUGUGGUCCAAGCACCAUCCAUCCUGCCCUGGUGACGUCCUUCCCAUCCUCCAGGCCUAAGUCAGGUUUUUUUGAGCAGAUGAAAUACCUCAGAUAUGUACUUGUUGUUGGGUUUUGUGUUUGUUUGGGGUUGGUUUGUUUUUAACCUCUUCAGGAAGUAUUGGCAUAUCUUAUCGCUUGUUUUUAUAUGUGGUUUUGCUGACAUUGUGUUUUAUUUUUUUUUUAUUGUUGAUUGUAUCACCAAAGACAGGAAAAAAAAAAAGACUGAGCGAAGGAGCUGUGGCUUCCCCAUCCUUUGGGCUUAGCAGGAGAGGAGCUGGACAGCAUUAUCCCAGGACAUGUGUAUGCAAGGAAGAUAGGUAGAGGGAGGAACAGAGGGCAGGAGCAGCUGCUGACUGAGAUCUGUCCUUCAUGUUGGACACAAAGGUGUCUCCUUUAAGUCCCUAUGAGUCUUCCAAGCUCCAGGAGCUAUGCUUCCCUUUAAUGAAGCUGCUCAGUGCAGCUGGGAGCUGGCAGCGCUGCUCUCACCACAGAUGGGCUCUGUCUCGUGCGUGGAGGUAGCGAAGUUAUUCUAGUUCUCUUUUUCACCCAUUUUGUAAUGACUACCCCAGCUAGUGGGUAUGUAGCAAAAACCAGGCUGUAACUACAGAGGUUAGCCUACUAAAAACCAGUUCUCUGGAGUGUGGGGGACGAGUUGCCAUGUGUCAGAUAGGUUUGGGAAGAGGAUGUCCCCUUGUAUCUGCUCCAGCGGGGUAGUAGAGCUGUGGAGAGCAUUUAGGACGAGAGGCUGUGCCUUCCUGCACCACUGAGUCUGAGCACAGCCCUGAAGUGCCCAUCCCAUCCCUGCCUGGUGGUUUUGGCGAGGCAGUUAAGGCUGUGCUUUCUGAGACUCUGCAGGUUCAAGGAAGCUGCUCUCCUGCCGCAGCAUCAUCCCUCUGCUCCCAGAUUGCCCGGCUCGCAGAAGCUGUUUAUUUUAUACUACUGAAAAGAGUGUGGUUUAAAAACUACCGGGCCAGAUUCUCACGGGAGAAGCCCCAUCAGCAGCCUGAGGAUUUGGUUUCAAAAUGUACAUGAAAACAAAAUGAAAAACCCUUCCUUUCACCUCUCAAAUAUCAGGGUCUCCUUUUUACCCCCCAGCAUUGUUUGCUGCGCCACUGCUCUGGUCCUGCAAGACAAGAGCUCGUGUCAAGGUGUCUGUAGGCAGGAGCUCUGUGCUCUAAGGACAGUUUGAACAGCACGGCUUGGGUCAUCCAGCAGCAUGAGGACUCAGUAGGAUGGAGAGGGAUGAGAAUGCACAUGUCCUAAGAUAGGUGCUGAUCCAAGAUGCCCCAUCUCUGGCUGCUUUUAGGUGAAGCAGUGUCCACACGUCGGGCACCGGGAAGCCAAGCAGCUCUUUGGCUGCAGGGCGUUUGUUUGGCAGAUUCCGCAGGCCUCCAUGGCAUUUCAUCCUCGCAGGCUCGGAGAGGCUUUUUCAGACUCUGGGGCUCACUCAGAUGGGGUUUUAUUUCCUUUUUUUUUUUUUUUUUUUGUUUUCUUCUGGUUGGUGUUUUUUUUUUUAUUUGGGGUUGGGGGCUGUUUCCUACAUGUGGGACUGGGGCACUUUUUGCUUUUCCUUACGCUUUCUUCUCUGGUCCUGGGGAGCAGAGGUCGGGAAUUGGGUGGGUUUGCUUCUAUAUCACCUGCUAACAUUGUGUUCUCUUGCACAGAAAGGCACUCGAAUCACUGAACUGCUAAACAGCUUUGACACUACUAGAGUAUUAAUGUUUAUAAGCUUUACACAACUAGACUGGAACUAGACAGGGACUAACAGAUUGUUUUGUAUCCAAUUCAGGGAAAGAAUCAAGUUGGAAUGCGUAACAGAUACCUCAGUAAAAAUAAGCUGCAACAAUAACCUGGUCCUGUCUCAGUACGCGACGACAAGGACUGGCCGUUCAGACUGUGAAGAGUAACCCUGUCCCUAAGCCUGGCUUUGAUGCUGGUGCUUGGCUUUACUGCACGUUUCGCCAAGCUCCAGCUCUCCUGCUGAGCUGCCGGGCUUUGGGGCCAGGGUUAUGGAAACCAGCAGCAGAGGCAGGGUGGAGGAGCCAGCGAGGGUGGUGGAUCCCCCCCUUCUCCCUGGCUCUCCUUCAUUUCACUUGACCGUGUGCGAUUGUAUAGUACUCAGGGGUUUUGAUACUGCGGGUAGGACUGUUCCUCGUGGGAAGCGCUCCGCUUUGCAGUGUGGCUCAUUCUCUUUCAGCUCCAGCCCAGCGAAGGUUUUGCAGCGAGCAGCCAACAAAUAAAAGCCCCCAGCUUGCCUCUCUGCAGCCUCCGUGCUCCUAUUGCAGGGGGAGAUUUGCCACCUGAGUGGUCCCAUGCCCAGAAAAACCAAACCAAACCUCCUGCUCCUCUUCCAGCAGAUCCCAGUUUAUGCUGGGAAGGCACAAAGAUUGAGAGCUGGGAAGGGUGGGAAGAGGCGAGGGGGAGGCUGUGCCUGCUCGGCUCCCAAUGUGAAUGUGUCACACCAAGUUCUUUUGGCUGCUGCACACGUGUGUGUAUGCUCCAGACGGAUUUGGAUCAGAAGAUGUUUUCACCAAACAGCUGCAGCAGCCUUGCUACUAGUUUUCUUACCUAUUUAAAAAACAAAUAAAAUAACUAAAUAAAAAAAAAAGAAAUGUGAUAGCCUAGGCGGUGGAUAAAUACCUCAAGGUCUCCUUCCAACAAGUGUCUGUAUAUGUUGUUGUUGGGUUUUUUCUAUCUUACACGUUAUCUGAAUGUUUAUAUUCCAAUAAA
Cuculus canorus (common cuckoo) is the source of this 7647-nucleotide messenger RNA. It is a transcript of the gene ARID3B, whose product is annotated as AT-rich interaction domain 3B. Gene Ontology annotation, biological process: regulation of transcription by RNA polymerase II. Gene Ontology annotation, molecular function: DNA binding. NCBI's taxonomy places the organism in Eukaryota, Metazoa, Chordata, Aves, Cuculiformes, Cuculidae. The coding region runs from base 1831 to 3519 and encodes 562 amino acids. The record is from RefSeq and is a predicted model, not a curated record. Gene Ontology annotation, cellular component: nucleus. The transcript is spliced from 9 exons.